AUGACUGUCACCACUGGCGACGUAGCUCCAGUACCCGCAGCGCUCGAACCUCUUCAGCAGGCAACCCCGGAGCGCCCAAAGGACGUUGGUAUCCUCGCCAUCGAGAUGUACUUUCCCCUACGCUGCGUCUCUCACGAAGCUUUGGAAGAGUUCGACGGCGUCUCCAAGGGCAAGUACACCAUCGGCCUCGGACAGGAGUUCAUGGCCUGCUGCGAUGACCGCGAAGAUAUUAACUCGUUCGCUCUGACCGCUGUACAUGAUUUGCUCGAGAAGUACAACAUCGACCCGCGCUCAAUCGGACGCCUCGACGUCGGCACCGAGACUAUCAUCGACAAGUCCAAGGCGGUCAAGACCGUGCUCAUGGACCUCUUCGCGGCGUCUGGCAAUACGGACAUCGAGGGCGUCGACUCGAAGAACGCAUGCUAUGGCUCCACCGCUGCGCUCUUCAACGCCGUCAACUGGAUUGAGUCCUCUUCAUGGGAUGGACGCAACGCCAUUGUCUUUGCUGGCGACAUUGCUGUCUAUGCCGAGGGCUCUGGGCGGCCGACGGGUGGCGCCGGCGCUUGUGCUAUGCUCAUCGGCCCGGGCGCUCCGCUGGUGUUGCAACCGACGCACGGGAACUAUAUGGCGAACGUCUACGACUUCUACAAGCCCAAUCUCGAUUCGGAGUACCCUCGAUUCGACGGUCCACUCUCCGUCACAUCCUACAUCACGGCAUUGGAUCACUCGUACAAGUCUUACCGUGACAAGAUCAGCAAGAAGAUGCUCUCGAAACCUACGCCUGCGCCGGAAAGUGUCGAUCUGGAGCCAGUCUUCUCGCUCGCGGACGUGGACUACAACAUCUUUCAUAGCCCGUAUGGAAAGCAGGUGCAGAAGGCUCACGCUCGUCUGCUUUGGAACGACUUCAGGACCUUGCCCAACAACCCUGCGUUUGUCGGCGUCAAGAACGCCGUCGACGUACUUGCGCAGUCCUACCAGGAGUCCUUGACCGACAAAAUGCUCGAGAGAGCCUUCAUCGCCUUCGCCAAGCCCAAAUACGACAAGAAGGUCGCACCAACGAUGGCCGCCGCCAAGCGGUGCGGUAACAUGUACACCGCCUCGCUCUACGGUUGCCUCGCCUCUCUCAUCAGCGCGAUUCCUCCGCAAGAACUUCUCGGGAAACGCUUGAGCAUGUUCGCGUACGGUGGAGGGCUGGCGUCUUCGUUCUUCGUCAUUCGCGUCAAGGGCGAUACGAGCGGGAUGCGCGAGAAGCUCGACCUAGAGAAGAGGCUUGCGGCUAUGAAGGUCGUGCCGUGCCAGGAGUAUACAGAUGCGCUCAAGCUUCGUGAGGAGGGUCAUGGAUCCGUCGACUAUACGCCGCGAGGCGCUGUCGUUAACGUUCGGCCGGGCACAUACUACCUCGAGUCCAUAGACGCGAGGUACCGUAGGACCUACCAGCGCAGACCCCUGUGA
Peniophora sp. CBMAI 1063 is the source of this 1452-nucleotide messenger RNA. NCBI's taxonomy places the organism in Eukaryota, Fungi, Basidiomycota, Agaricomycetes, Russulales, Peniophoraceae. The record is from the annotation of a GenBank genome assembly.